AUGUAUUUUCGCACAUUUUAUGAAAAUUUUAAAGAAGAAUAUGUAUACCUCAAAGAUGAAAAGGAAAAGCUACCUGAGCCUUUAACAUGUGAAAAGGCCAAUACAAUGGAAAAUGAUACAAUAAUAAGACGGAUUCCUGAAACAAUACUAAAGAGAGUAAGGGAAGAAAAUUCAGAAUAUGGAAAAAAUAAAAAUAUCGAGGACAGUUUAGAAAAAUUAAAUAAGAUGCUUAUAAAUGGUGAUAAGUUUACUUAUGAAAUGCUAGAAUGUAAUAUAGACAGUAAAUUUUGGAAUUUUUUAUUAUCUGAUUUUAUUAAAAGAGAAAUAAAAAUUUUAGAUAAUACUUGGCUUUUUAAUGAAUAUUAUUUUUAUCGAUAUUUAAAUUGUGCAUACGAUUUUGAAAAAACAAAUUAUGAUUUUUUCUUUUAUGAAAAAAAAAAAUCAAUUAUUUAUAAUAAAGACUUAAUUGAAGAAAUAUGUAAAUGCUCAAAAAAUUUAAUCGAAAUGUAUAAUAAUAAUCCAAACGAUCAAGUUAAAAUUUUUUCAAUCUUUUUCUUUUUUUCUUUAUGGUCAAAUCAAUUUGAUCUUAGUUGGAAUGCAACGAAAAAUCAAGGCAACCAAAAUGAUGAAAAAGAUAUAAAAAAAAAAUCCCUGAAACAGAAAAAGUUUUCUUUUGAUACAAAAAAUAUUGACCAUCUUUAUAAUUCAUUUUAUUUGGAAAAUAUUUUAGCUAACGAUAUAGCUCAUGUUUAUAAGGAUAUGGUAUCUAAGAGGAAUAAACGAUUUGAUAUAGUAUUGGACAAUAUGGGAAUUGAGCUUAUAUGCGAUUUAUGUUUUCUAUAUUUUAUUUUUCAAUAUUUUGAUGAAAUAUAUAUCCAUACAAAAAAGUUUCCUUUAUUUGUUUCGGACAAUAUGACGAAAGAUAUUAAAUACACCUUAGAUAUUUUAUCUAGCGAUGAACAGUAUCCUAAUUCAGUAUUUAUGGCAAAAAGUUGGAAGGAAUUAAUUGACUCGAAUAAAUGGAAAAUACAGGAUGAUGUAUACUGGAACUUACCUCUUCCAUAUUGGAUCAUGCCAAAAAAAUUAUUAGAUGAAAUGAAAAAAAGUUCAUUUGUUUGUUUUAAAGGGGAUGCAAAUUAUAGAAGAUGUUUAGGAGAUUUACACUUUGAUUUUUCAAAACCAUCUAAAGAUGUGUUAAAUUAUUUUCCAUUUUCUAUUAUUGCAUUGAGGUGUUUAAAAUCACCAGUUUGUUGCGGAAUUGAGAAAAGUGUUGUUGAAGAGAUGAACAAAAGGAGCCCCGAUUGGAGCAACUAUGGAGAAUAUGCAAUUUUACAAUAUUGCACACACAAUGAUAAGUAG
This is a messenger RNA of Plasmodium yoelii, 1359 nucleotides long. RefSeq names its product conserved protein, unknown function. The transcript has 7 exons. The coding region runs from base 1 to 1359 and encodes 452 amino acids. Gene Ontology annotation, cellular component: nucleus; cytoplasm. Gene Ontology annotation, biological process: DNA damage response. NCBI's taxonomy places the organism in Eukaryota, Apicomplexa, Aconoidasida, Haemosporida, Plasmodiidae. The record is from RefSeq and is a predicted model, not a curated record. Gene Ontology annotation, molecular function: phosphatase activity.